Messenger RNA from Osmerus eperlanus (European smelt), 2817 nucleotides. It is a transcript of the gene tatdn2, whose product is annotated as TatD DNase domain containing 2. The transcript has 8 exons. The record is from RefSeq and is a predicted model, not a curated record. Lineage: Eukaryota; Metazoa; Chordata; Actinopteri; Osmeriformes; Osmeridae. The coding region runs from base 271 to 2607 and encodes 778 amino acids. Gene Ontology annotation, molecular function: hydrolase activity, acting on ester bonds.
CUCAAUAUGGUUUUUCCGAUUGUCAGAAAUAUUUUUGCAAUCUUGAGAACUGGAUCGGCCUGUUGGUCAUGUUUUUGCAAAUUACGUUGAUUGAACGGACAGUUGGCUUACUGUAACUCAUUGUAAUGCUUGCUAGCAAGUUUCUGCUGCUGUGCUAUCAUUAGCUUGCUAGCACAAACCUACCGAACAACUAUGUGAUGCCUAUCCCGGCCAGCUAAUUUGAUACCGAGAGCUAACUUAACUAGUUAGCUAGCUGCCUUUUGAAAGGAAAUGCCCCUACUUUAUCCAACGUGGAAAAAAAGAUGGACAACUAAGUUUCAGGUGCCAUUCUACAGAAAACACAGGAAGGCACAUUUAAAUGGCAACAUUGAAUGUGUCAAUGACAAGAUGGACAACAAUAAGAAGUUCAAGUUUCAGUGGCUACGGUCAGCUGUAUGCUCCCCUACUAAGUUCCAUAAGAGCAAUGUUGGAGAACAUAGACCAACUCGUUGGAGUAUAUCCCCCAAAGAAGAACUGAGUCCGUCUUCGGCAGUUUUAAAUGUGUCUUCAGAGUCUUCUGGUGUUGGAGAACUGGGCAAUAUCUGUUUGGACACACCCAAGAGGAAAGCAGAAACCCAGAAUGGGAGUAACCCAGGUACAGACAAAGUCAAGAAGCUUUCCAGAAAACAUCUUAAAUCCAUCACUCCCUCCAAGGUAAUAUUCAUGGAUGGUACCACAUCUUCGCCUGUCUCUUGUGACUUGAAGAGGAAAAACUCGACUCCCGAUGAAGGAUCCAAGGCAAUCUACCGGAAGGCCUUAACGGCAGCUUUUGGGCGAGGAAGAAAGACCUCAUCCCCAGUCAAAUGUUCUAGAGCCAAGAGCCCCUCUCUAGCCCGGAAGUUCCCAGGCAGGAAGUUGACACUCAACACAAGUGAUGAGAUGCCUAGUCAAGAGUUAGAUCAAAGUACAGACUUUGACUUGAGCUGCUGCUCUGCCCCGUCAGAAAGCGAGCCUGAUGGUAGAGCUCCUGUUGAGGAAGAAGGCGACAAUUGGAUUCGUCCUCUGGUAUUUGUCAACACAGACACUCUAGAAGACAGCGCUUUUCUCGAGAAAGAUACAAGGAGCGUGAUCUUCAAAUCAGGUGACUCUCCUGAUUGGUCAGAUGCUGAGGACCCUGUGGCAGUUAAGACGUUCUCCCAGGAUAAAGAUUUCUCAAGCCAUAAAGAUGAAAGCAGUGAGUCGACACCUUCUGCCCUGGACAAUCGUGACUCCCACUUCAUGAAACCACAAAACUACUCUAUAGGCACCAAGAAACCCAGCAGUCCUGCUUUGCCUACCCAGGGUCUAGUGAUCCCCUCCCUCACCUCUCUCUCCUCACCUGGUCCCUACCUCCCCAAGAAGUGUCUAGACCUCACCUCCCCCCAGUCAUGGAGUACAAGCUUUCCAUCUUCUGAGCAAGCCCUCCCAGGGAUGCAAAGAAGGAAUCACAUAUCCCCUAGCACAACUCCAGAGACUCCCAGGACGGGUGUGGUUAACCAGUGGGACCAGCGACCUACCAGAGGUGCCCUCAUGUCCCCAGACCCUUUUGCACUGCCCAUACGCUCAAGGAAAGACCCAGCGUCCACUUCGGAGAUCCUGCCUCUAGGACACAGCUUGUUCUCCCCCUAUCCCCCCUGUCACCCUGCCCCCCGUAGGUACUCCGAUGCCUUUCUGGACAGCCACGCCUCCACAGCCUUUGACAACGUCACUAGGAGGAUGUCAGUCGGGGCAGAGCCUAUCUGGACAUGUGACCCCUCACAACGGGUAGAGGCCAAGCUGGGGUUUGUGGACACCCACUGCCACCUGGACAUGCUGUAUGGCAAGCUGGGUUUUGUUGGCACCUUUGCACGGUUCCGAAGCAUGCACCGCAGCAGCUUCCCAUCCGAGUUCCAUGGCUGCAUCGCUGACUUCUGCAACCCUCGCAUCAUGGUGAGGGAGGCUCUGUGGGAGGGGCUGCUAGGAGAAGAGUUGGUGUGGGGUGCGUUUGGGUGCCACCCUCACUUUGCUAAGGAGUACUCGGAUGUGCAGGAGCGCAACAUCCUGAUGGCAAUGCGGCACCCCAAGGCUGUGGCCUUUGGAGAGAUCGGCCUAGACUACUCCCACAAAAACUCAACCAGCGCGGUCAAGCAGAAGCAGGUAUUUGAGCGUCAACUGCGCCUGGCAGUGGCCAUGAAAAAACCUCUUGUGAUCCACUGUAGAGAUGCAGACAAAGACUUGCUUGAGAUCAUGAAGAAGUGUGUGCCCCGCGAUUACAAGAUUCACAGGCACUGUUUCACCAACAGUUACUCAGUCAUCGAGCCCUUAUUGGAUGCGUUUCCUAACCUGUAUGUAGGCUUCACUGCCCUCAUCACCUACCCCAAAGCCACUGAGGCUCGAGAAUCCGUGCGCAGGAUUCCCCUUGAACGGAUCGUCCUGGAGACGGAUGCACCAUACUUUCUACCGCAUAAGGUUAGUAGAGAUGUGUGCAGGUUUGCCCACCCUGGCAUGGGCAUUCACACACUCCGUGAGAUUAGCGUCCUAAAGAGAGAGCCCAUCACCACAGUAUUUACCACUGUUAGAAGCAACACCACUCAACUCUAUGGUCUGUAAACUUGAUGACUGUAAAGCUAACCAUGGUUAUCAGAUGUAACCAUGGUUAUCAGAUGUAACCAUACAUGCAUAAAAAAGUGAAAGAAAUGGGGGCUCUGAAAUAGUUUGUUUGAUUUUUUGCAAUAGGUCUGCUUUUCAGAAGAAAAAAAAAAAGAUGAAAGAUAAAUCUCUGAAAUAUAUCAAAUGUAUAUUUGAUUACAUCCUUUGUGU